AUCGUUCAUCAGGAGAAGCAGGAACGAGGGAGGGGGCCCCGUCAGUCCUCUCGGCGGCUCUGACCCAGGCGACUCGCGAAGAGCGAUGGAGAGGCGCUCCAAGCGGGAGGCGCGCAACGGCGCCAGGAGCGGUGCUGUGCGCGGCACACGCGUGGACGCAGCGCCAGGAGGAGGAGGAGGCGGUCCCGUGAGCUCGUCCCUGGUGAUCGACGUCGACCAGGCCCUGGAGCAGCGGGCGGCUGACACGGCACUGGAGGCGGAGCGCACGGAUGAAGCUGUAAAGUCGCUGCGCGUCGCCCCCUGCGAGUGGCUGCUGACUGCGCUCGCCGUUCUGCUCUGCAUCUUCACGGUCCCCGUGUCGCUCCUCUUCUGCGUCAAGGUGGUUUACGAGUAUGAGAGAGCCGUUAUCUUCCGUUUGGGUCGCCUCUUGUCGGUGAGGGCCAAUGGACCAGGGAUAUUUUUCAUUCUCCCGUGCCUGGACACCUACCAGAAAGUGGAUCUGAGAAUGCGGACUCUGGAGGUGCCACUACACGAGGUGAUCACGAGCGACUCGCUAAGCGUGCGGGUGAGCGUCGCCUGCCACUACCGUGUGGAGCGGGCCAGCAUCUGGGCCGUGAGCGUCGCUCAGCCACUCGAGGCCUUGGGCUUGGUGCUGCAGGCUAAGGUCCGAGCCUUGGUGGCCAAGAAGGAUCUGAGCUACAUCCUACAGCAUCGGCCAGAAUUGGCUCAGCAUACAAAGGAAUGUUUGGAUGCAGUUGUGGGCUCAUGGGGGAUCAAAGUGGAAAGAGCUGAAAUAAAUGACGUCCGGAUUCCGCUGGAGCUGCAGACGUCCGUGUGUGUGGAGGCCGAUGCAAACAGGGCGGCGAGGGCACGGCUGAUAGCGGCGCAGGCGGAGAAGCAGACGGCGCUGGAGCUGUCGGGAGCGGCGCGCGUCCUCGCCGCCGUGCCGGGCGCCCUGUCACUGCGCUACCUCCAGACGCUGGACGCCCUGUGGGGGGCGAGGGGGGGCUCACACCUAGGGCUCACCCUGGCCUUGCCGCGCUUGGAACUGCCGGCAAUGGCAGACGAACAAACCAGCGCGACGGCCACUGCGCACAGCAGCGGUGAAGUGGCGAGGCAAGAGGGGGCGGAGGCGGGAAGAGCAAACGCUGGUGGGACACAAGACUCGCCGAUGCUGUAGCUGCAUUCGCUCACAUGCUGUGGGCCAG
Lethenteron reissneri (Far Eastern brook lamprey) is the source of this 1208-nucleotide messenger RNA. Its product is annotated as stomatin-4-like. Lineage: Eukaryota; Metazoa; Chordata; Hyperoartia; Petromyzontiformes; Petromyzontidae. The record is from RefSeq and is a predicted model, not a curated record. Gene Ontology annotation, cellular component: plasma membrane.